CAACGGUCUGGUAUGACUUAGAAGAGUUCAGCUGUACGUAUAUGGUUUGUAUUGAACCCGCUACCGCACGCAGAGAGCUUAAUUUGACAUCAAAUCCGCAACCUCCCCUCGAAACAUCCGCCUUGCUGAAUAUUCAUUCACACCCAAGCUCUGCCAUCUACGAGACACAAACGGGAAGUCUUUGAAGAUGAGGAUGUCAGAUUCUCUACGAGUUUGAUUGUGGACCCUGGCAUCGGGAUUAACCUUUGCUUUUCAAGUCAUCUGUCAUUGCUUGAGUUAAAAGCCAUCGACCAGUCGAGGAGAACCGACAGACAAAAACACAAAGUUGGUCUGGAUUUGACCAUUUUAAACUAGCCGCUGUGUACGAACGAACGUCGUGUGUUUUGGAUCGACAAGCGAUAUGUGGUUCAAGAGCUUGACUCGUCUCUGCGUCGUCUUCUUAAUUCUAUUUGUGUUGCCUUCAAAAUGCGUUGUCUAUCCUUCGAUACAGUGGACGCCACGAAAUCCUUUAUUCCAGAUUCCCUUGCAUCAAAGAAUCCACAAUGUUCUUCCCAUGUCCAAAAUAAACAUCAUCUGCCCAAACCUGGCCAUGAACGUGGACACCGUCCUUGAUUACACGCCUAAGGAAUGGCUGUACGAGAAUCUUUGGAUCGUCUCCAAGAAAAGCUACCAUAAAUGCAACGCUUCAUCUCCCCGGACGGAUCGACUUUUGCUCAAGUGCGACACCCCCCUGAAUCUUAAAUACUACACGGUGGUGUUUCAACAGUACAGCGCUACGCUGCAGGGGCUGGAAUUCCCGGUCGGCGAAGAGUAUUAUUUUAUAGCAACGUCGGAUGGCACCCRAGCGUCGCUGGAUAAUCGAGCAGGAGGCAACUGUGCUCGAGGAAGCAUGAAAAUGAAGUUUUAUGUCUGUAAAAAUGACCAAGAUCCAAAGUGUAACCAACCAACCACCACCCAACCAAACGCUUCAGCAAUAAAGCCCCCAAUUAUCACCACAAACGUCAUAACUACCKAUAGAAAACAAACAACACACAUAAAAACUAGACCAAAACCAACCCCGAAACAAGUGGUCACCAGUUCACCCACUCAGCCAAUCUCGACCGAGGAGAACAAGGCAUUACAGAGUGACGAUCCAAGAGAAACUUUGGAGCCUACACUUAGCACACAUACUACGGCAUCAGUUCCUGUUAUGACGUCAGAACCAAGAUCGGAAGUGCGGAUGAUAACACAGGAGGAAUGUUUGCAUGAUCAUGGUCUGCAAACGAGCUGGAACGUCGUCAUACCUCUUCUCGUCAUCAUCGUCGUACUUGUCAUCAUGAACAGUUUCGUGAUUUGCCGGCUAAGGCAACUGCAUCCCAUGGCCAAAAAUCCUCUCGAAGAAGAUGGCCAUUUUAACCCGAAGAAACAAUCUUUUAGUUAUUUCGAAAAAGAAGAAAAGAAAACUUCGAUUCCUGUGAGUGUGUGAGCUUUAAAUACGCCAUAGUAGAUUUAUUAGAAUGGAGAAGAUGGUGGCAUGUUCCGAGAGAGAUACUGGAUCGAUGCAUGAAAGGAUGGAGCUAUGAUGGUGGCGCUUCAUGAAGGAGAAGUGGAGAUUUUGAACGCAAAAAUUAUUAUUUAUGAAAGUUAAGGCAAAGCUUGUGUCAUAUGAGGGAGAACUACGAGUCCCAUGAUGCAGUGCGUGGACAACUAGAGUCGAGAAUGGAGGAAAUAGGAAAUAAUGAAUCAAGAGACGGGCAAUUUAGUAAUGAAUUACAACAGCGAGGAUGUUUACUUUAGACUACCUGUCCCAUGUUGCAUUGCACAUUUUGAAUCAACCGAUUGUGGAUUAAGAUAAACUGCAUACGAAAGAAAGUGAUCAAAUGAAAAAAACAAAGAUAAAGUCGCGGUGAAGGACGUUUGGUUGGAGCCAGGACUACAAGUUCCAUAAUGCAUUGCGCGAACCAUCUUGAAUCAAAAAUGAGAUCGAAAAAUAAGGAGGAUGAACACUCAUGGUAUACGUUCAGCGUAAGGACUACAACUCCCAUGAUACCUUGCGUGGUCCAUAUCGUUUUUCUAUCUAAAAUUCGUGUUGACCUUAACACUGGGAUUGGGACUCCCGAAAUACUUCGAAGGUAACUCAACAAACUGCUAUAUGGAAAAAGAUGAUGGAAACUUGACAAUAAAUUUGAACCUGAAAUUAACAAUACAGGUUUGAAUACACUAUUUUGACAUUCGAUGCAUACCGCUGUUUUUGAAGACUACAGACUCAUUUGCACAGGCUUUGCCUCGUUUAUAAGUCAGCCAUACAUAGAUACCAUUAAAAGUCCAUGGGAUUUCAAAACAUUGAUAUUGUUCAAGCUGCACAUUCUUUACAUUACAGUUGACAUUGGAAAAUUGCUCUUAAACGAGACUAAGUUUGUCCAGAUGAGUCCUUUAGUCAUAAAACACAGCGGUAUUUACUGAAUGAGAAAAGAGAAUUUGCCAUGGUUAUGACUGACUACCUAAUAUGGAAUUGUGUAUUACGUCACACGUUACUUGGCCAAUCACGUUCAAAAAAGUCCAUACACUAACAUASUGUUACUAAGCAUGCGCAGAAGACUUAAGUUGUCCGAUUUAAUAUAUAUAUAAUAGAUAACAUGCUCUAACUGAUUUUGUCAGUUUUUAAAAUAUGCCAAUCUUUAAAACGUUUAAUUCUUUUUAGGCGACUAACUUUUACUUUGCGACCAACCUCUAUUAAGCGACCAACCUCUAUUA
Molecule: messenger RNA, 2733 nt
Organism: Actinia tenebrosa (Australian red waratah sea anemone)
Lineage: Eukaryota; Metazoa; Cnidaria; Anthozoa; Actiniaria; Actiniidae
Biological process (GO): ephrin receptor signaling pathway; axon guidance
Cellular component (GO): plasma membrane
Molecular function (GO): ephrin receptor binding
Source: RefSeq, a predicted model, not a curated record